Uranotaenia lowii is the source of this 678-nucleotide messenger RNA. RefSeq lists its product as uncharacterized. NCBI's taxonomy places the organism in Eukaryota, Metazoa, Arthropoda, Insecta, Diptera, Culicidae. The transcript has 3 exons. The record is from RefSeq and is a predicted model, not a curated record. Bases 331 to 678 code for a protein of 115 amino acids.
CGAUAGUGUUAAAAUCCCAGACAAAUAAAUAAAACAAAUCAGAUUUCAGAUUCACCCAAGUUGAUAAAGUUCACAUCUUCGCUUUUUGGAACUUUAAAAAUACUCUUUAGUUUUAUUUAUGGAGCGUGUACCAGUACCACGCUGGUUAAAAUUUAAUCGAAUUUAAAACAUCUCAUAUGUUCGUGCAGAAUUUUGUGUUUGAUUUCAAAACAUGAACUAAUCGCGUCCAGUUCACAACAUCUUAUUUUCAUAUUAAUUUAAAUUAAAGUUUUUUUUUUAAUAUUAUACGAUAAAGCAAAAUCUCUAGAACAAUUCUUAUUGGAACAGAGAAUGAAUUUCAAAUCGAUUCCAGAAUGCCCUUUCGUGGAACGGAAAGUUGUUUGCCGGAUUUGCGACGGAACAUCGGGCGCUAUGGAAUCAAUUUUUUGUAAAGAAUCGAACCAGAAGCUGCUGGAUAAAAUUUUCAAAUGUACUCAGGUUAAGGUUGAACCGAUUUGCGGCAUUAUUUCUCCGGUGUGUGAAUUUUGUCAUUUUCGGAUUGAGAAAUUUGACGAUUCAUUCAAACCGAGCUGUAAAGAAUACGUUGUGGAGAAAUUUGUUAAGCACCAGGAUCCCGAAGAUGAUCCAUUCAAUAGCUUAGAUCCACUUACAAAUGGACACGAAAAUACCGGUCGAUGA